This is a messenger RNA of Cladocopium goreaui, 1299 nucleotides long. The record is from the annotation of a GenBank genome assembly. Lineage: Eukaryota; Dinophyceae; Suessiales; Symbiodiniaceae.
AUGGCAGUCAGGAAGAAGGAGGAGGCGCGGGUGCAGCAAAUGAGCGUGGCUGCCAUGCGUCAGCGCAUGGCGGAGCAGCACCACAAAUGUGUUAACGUCGUCACUCUGAGGUUGCAGGCGCGUUGGCGCGGCAAGGUGGUGAGACGUUGGUUCCUCCAACAGCAAGAGGAGCGCAAGCAGUUGGAAGAGCGGCAGCGACAGCAGGAGGAGGCGCGAAGCAAGCAGCUCAGCAUCGAGGCCACCCGUAAGAUGCUGAAGGACCGGGAGACGCAACGCUUGACGUUCCAUGCCGUGAAGCUGCAAGCUUGGUGGCGCGGCCGCAUGACACGUCAACGCUACCGAGCUGUGCAAGAGGAACGGCGACGCUUGCAGCGACAGCAGCGACGAUUGCAAGAGGUGUCUAUCACUUCGAAACGGCUGCAAGACGUGGAGCUUCAGCAAAGGACACGAGCGGCGCAGAAGAUUCAGGGCGCGUAUCGGUGUAGAAAAGCCAAGAAAGAACUUCGGCGAUUGAAGAUGAACAAAGCCAAGCAGGAGCACGACAAAUGGGACGCCUUGAAACUGAUGUUCCGCCGCGAACGCGAGUCCUUGGAGAAGUUGCGUGAGGACAAGGCUCGGAGGACUAAGGAGCAGUUGGACAAACAGGUGCAGCGCUACCGUCACAGAGUCCAGGGUGAUGCACAUCAUGGCCAUCGCCAGGCACUCGACGACCGGCGCCAUUCCGACCGUCGAAAGGGUGCCGACCGCGAGCGCGAGCGGGACCGGCGGCGCUCGGAUGCUGUGGAGUCGGAUACCUCCUCAGUCAUGCUGGCAGAAGCGGCUUCCAUGCUCUUGAGGACGCGGCACUUGGAGCAACCGCUCCGGCUGCGAGAUGCCGAAGGUGGAGAUCCUGCCACGGACUCGUUGCUCCGGGACGUGGCGGUGCGACUGCAGGAGAGCGCCGUGGUUAAGAUGCAAGCGCAGUUUCGUGGAGCCAUCUCUCGUCGUCGCGUGAACGACUUCAAAGCCAAGCUGGUGGAGCAGAAAGAAGCGGCUCUGAAGGAAAGAAAGUUGGUCGAAGAAGAACGAAGGGCCGCCAGACGUCGCGACUGGGACACCAAGGUCUCCGCCAUGCGGCGUCGCCUGGCGCACUUGGAGGAGCGGAAGCAGGGCGAUGCGGCGGUGACGCUUGGGGCACCCAGGGAUAGGUCAGCGUUUGAAGACCUCCGGCGAGUUAGUGGAGGAGAGGAGGAGAAGAAAGUUGGAGGAGGAGGCAGAGAAGAGAAGGAGGGACGAGGUUGGACGGCGAUUCAGAGAUAG